Molecule: messenger RNA, 1630 nt
Organism: Diospyros lotus (date-plum)
Lineage: Eukaryota; Viridiplantae; Streptophyta; Magnoliopsida; Ericales; Ebenaceae
Exons: 3
Coding region: 248-1630 (460 amino acids)
Source: RefSeq, a predicted model, not a curated record
AACCCUACUGUUAUUAGUCUCAUUUACCAAAAUACCCUUAUCUCUUUUAUAUAACCUUUCUUCUCUCUCUUCUUCCAAAAUUCACGUUACUCUCUAUCUUUUCAUUGUCAAACUAUCCAAACUUAGUCAUUCUUCAUACAUUCAAUCUUUUUGCUUGUUGGGUCAUUCAAUCUUCUUUAUCAAUUACAGCGACCUCACUGAAGUCCCAUUCAACAAGUUUAUUUCUCUCCAAACCCAAUCUCAAGCAAUGGAUUUAGUGCAGUUGGUUAUCGUGUGGAACGGGGAAUGGAAUGAUAAUAAGUAUAUUGGGGGUAAUAGGAUGUGUGCGGGAAUCUACAAAAAUACGACUUUUACUCAAUUGGUUGAGAUUGUGUACACGGUGACAGGAAUUGAUAAAACAAGAUACGACAUCACCAUUCAUUUUGUAACGGAACACUCAAGUGAACUUCCAGCUACCAAGUUCCCUAUCAAGGACGACUACGGUGUCAGGUUUAUUAUGUGCGAUGACAGAAAAUAUAAAGUGAUGUAUGUUGAUAUGAUUUGUAAAGAUAUUGGAGUUUGUAACCUACGUAGUGGUGGUAAUCAAGAUUCAGGUGCCGUUCCAUUUACAUCUGCACAUAGUCCACUACAAAAUGAUGAUUUUGGUAUAUAUGGUAUGGAUGGUUUGUCAGAUGACGCUCCAGACACGAAUGAUGAUUGUGAUAAUGAAACUGAUGAUAAUAGUGACGAUAGCGAUGGUGAUAAUAGUGAUAGUGGUGGUGAUGAAAGAGGAGUGAGUCCGGAGUACCCAGAAGUAAGAUUUUCAGGUUCACAAUUUGAGGACAACCAUUUACAAAGAAACUGGAUUGUUCCUGGUGUAGAAAAUUAUGCAAUUGAGGAAACAAGACCCGAAGUGUCAAUUCCAUACCAGGGUGAUCUUUUACACAUGGGUGCACUCUUUAGAAGUAAACAGGAACUAAUUUUGGCAUUUGGACAAUAUUGUGUUGAUGUGAAGAUGGACUAUCGAGUCAGACGUUCGUGCACAAUUCGAUUUGAGGCUGGUUGCAAGGAUGUGAACUGCAAAUUUAUGCUUCGUGCAAGAUGCAGACCUGGUUGUUCGUUUUGGCAUGUGGUGAAAUUUAUGCCUAGUCACACGUGUACUCCGGAUGUCUACGAUUCACAUUUUCGAAGUGUGAAGGCUAUUGUCAUCGGAAGUUUGUUCUCUGAAAGAGUGACGAGUAGUGAAUAUACACCUAAAAUGCUAAUGGGGGAGUUGUUGGAGCAACAUGGUGUGCAAAUUAUGUAUACUAAAGCUUGGAGGUCUUUACAACAUGCAAAGAUACUUACUUAUGGUAAUGCUAAUGAAUCAUAUCAGCAACUACCCUCAUAUUUUCACAUGUUAAAAGAAACAAAUCCUGGCAGCAUCACGGCAAUAGAGACAGAUGAAAAUAAUUGUUUUUUAUAUUCAUUUUUUGCACUCGGAGCUUGCCUUCAUGGUUUCCAGUCUUACAUAAGACCGGUUGUUGCCGUUGAUGCCACACAUUUGAAAGGUGAACACAAAGGGGUGAUAUUCGUUGCCACUUGCAAAGAUGGGGAGGAAAUGAUUUAUCCCAUCGCUUUUGGAUUUGGAGAUGCAUUGCAAAUGCGAUGA